Symphalangus syndactylus (siamang) is the source of this 2085-nucleotide messenger RNA. RefSeq names its product coronin 2A (gene CORO2A). Gene Ontology annotation, molecular function: actin filament binding. NCBI's taxonomy places the organism in Eukaryota, Metazoa, Chordata, Mammalia, Primates, Hylobatidae. The record is from RefSeq and is a predicted model, not a curated record.
GUAGGGCGGGCGAGAGGGCGGACCUUGGGCCGGGCCCCCGCCCCGCCCUCCGGCCCCGCCCGCCGGGCUGCAGCGGGGAGGCGGCGGCGGCUCUGGGCGCGGGGAGUCGGCGGGCGGCGAGGAGCGCGGAGCCGGAGCUGGACGCCGCCGCCGCCACCGCCACCACCACCUGCGCGGCCGUCACCAAGAUGUCAUGGCACCCCCAGUACCGGAGCUCCAAGUUCCGUCAUGUCUUUGGCAAACCAGCCAGCAAGGAGAACUGCUACGACUCCGUGCCUAUCACCCGCAGCGUUCAGGACAACCACUUCUGCGCCGUGAACCCCCACUUCAUUGCAGUUGUGACUGAAUGUGCUGGUGGAGGGGCCUUCCUCGUCAUCCCCCUGUACCAGACAGGGAAGUUGGACCCCCGCUACCCAAAGGUCUGCGGGCACAGAGGCAACGUUUUGGAUGUCAAGUGGAACCCUUUUGAUGAUUUUGAGAUCGCCUCCUGUUCUGAAGAUGCCACAAUUAAGAUCUGGAGCAUCCCCAAGCAGCUGCUGACCAGGAACCUCACAGCCUGCAGUAAGGAACUCGUGGGCCACGCGCGCAGAGUGGGCCUGGUGGAGUGGCACCCCACGGCCGCCAACAUCCUCUUCAGUGCUGGCUAUGACUACAAGGUGAUGAUCUGGAACCUGGAUACAAAGGAGUCUCUCAUCACAAGCCCCAUGAGUACGAUUAGCUGUCACCAAGAUGUGAUCCUCUCCAUGUCCUUCAACACCAACGGCAGCCUGCUGGCCACCACCUGCAAAGACCGAAAGAUUCGGGUUAUUGACCCCCGAGCAGGGACUGUCCUCCAGGAGGCCAGCUACAAAGGGCACCGGGCCAGCAAGGUGCUGUUUCUGGGGAACCUGAAGAAGCUGAUGUCCACGGGCACAUCCCGAUGGAACAACCGGCAGGUGGCCCUGUGGGACCAGGAUAACCUCUCUGUGCCUCUGAUGGAGGAGGACCUGGACGGCUCCUCGGGCGUGCUGUUUCCCUUCUAUGACGCAGACACCAGCAUGCUCUACGUGGUGGGGAAGGGAGAUGGCAACAUCCGCUACUACGAGGUGAGUGCCGACAAGCCUCACCUGAGCUACCUGACUGAGUACCGCUCCUAUAACCCACAGAAGGGGAUCGGUGUCAUGCCAAAGAGAGGACUCGACGUAUCCUCCUGCGAGAUCUUCCGCUUCUACAAGCUGAUCACAACCAAAAGCCUCAUCGAGCCCAUCUCCAUGAUUGUGCCCCGGCGGUCAGAAUCCUACCAAGAGGACAUAUACCCUCCAACAGCAGGGGCCCAGCCCUCCCUGACGGCCCAGGAGUGGCUCAGCGGGAUGAAUCGAGACCCAAUCCUGGUAUCCCUUAGGCCUGGCUCUGAGCUGCUGAGACCCCACCCACUGCCUGCAGAGCGACCUGUCUUCAAUUCCAUGGCCCUAGCCUCACCCCGGCUAUUGAACCAGACAGAAAAGCUGGCUGCAGAAGAUGGCUGGAGGUCUUCCUCCCUGUUGGAGGAGAAGACGCCAAGGUGGGCAGCAGAACACAGGCUGGAGGAGAAGAAAUCCUGGCUGACAAAUGGCUUUGACGUUUUCGAAUGCCCCCCACCAAAGACAGAGAACGAGUUGCUGCAGAUGUUCUACCGGCAACAGGAGGAGAUCCGAAGGCUCCGGGAGCUGUUGACCCAGCGAGAGGUCCAGGCCAAACAGUUGGAACUGGAGAUCAAAAACUUGCGGAUGGGCUCAGAGCAGCUCUGAGCAGAGACCUCUGCCCUCCUCACCCUCAGGGACACCACUCGGCUCUGUGGGGAGGUUUAGAACCAAACCACAAGUCCCCCCAAGAACAACCACUAUUUCUAUAUUUUUUACCAGAAAACAAAACUCUCCAUCGCUGAAAGAGAUUCCAGUGGGACAUGGUGCCGUUUUUCUAUUUGCCUUCUUGCAGCAACAGUUUCUGAAUUGACUUUGUUUUCAGAUGAUGCCUUCUGUUGAAUUCUGUUAUUAAGGGCCCAUGAUGAGCUGUAACUUCUCAAGAGGAAAGAACACAGUAGUAAACUAGGGCUGGAAGGACCUAGGU